Molecule: messenger RNA, 4640 nt
Organism: Hyposmocoma kahamanoa
Lineage: Eukaryota; Metazoa; Arthropoda; Insecta; Lepidoptera; Cosmopterigidae
Product: multidrug resistance-associated protein 4-like
Exons: 25
Coding region: 199-3927 (1242 amino acids)
Biological process (GO): transmembrane transport
Cellular component (GO): membrane
Molecular function (GO): ATP hydrolysis activity; ABC-type transporter activity; ATP binding
Source: RefSeq, a predicted model, not a curated record
AUAUGCCCAGUGCUUGUAAAAGGUAACAGGAGAGAUGUCGAGGAAAGGGAUCUUAUAGUGCCCGCAAAAAAAUUUGAUUCAGAUCGCACCGGUGAUCGUUUGGAAAGAUGUUGGAAUGAAGAACAACAGAGAGCACAGCAAGAAAACAGAAAAGCAUCGCUAUGGACUGCGGUACGCAAAGCGUACUGGCUAGCAUAUAUGCCUGGUGGGUUCUUUGUGGGUGUCAUAGCUAUUGCCAGGACAGCACAACCCCUUCUGUUCUCGAACUUGCUUCAGUAUUGGUCUGUAAAUACAGAGAUGACACAGUUGGACGCGGUGUACUACGCCCUGGCCAUGCUUGGACUGAACUUCGUGACUAUGAUGUGCCAGCAUCAUAAUUCUCUGUUUGUACUAGGAUUUUCCAUGCGGGUCAAAGUUGCUUGCUCCUCGCUCUUGUUUAGAAAGUUAUUGCGGACAAGUCAAGUGAGUAUUGGAGACGUAGCUGCCGGAAAGUUGGUAAAUCUACUCUCAAACGAUGUAGCGAGAUUUGAUUAUGCGUUCAUGUUCCUGCAUUACAUUUGGGUAGUGCCAUUACAAGCCGGUGUAGUGCUGUAUUUCUUGUAUGAUGCCGCGGGGUAUGCGCCAUAUGUCGGCUUAUUCAGCGUGGUCAUACUAAUCUUCCCGCUACAAGCCGUUCUCACAAAAUUGACAGCGGUUAUUAGGCGAGAAUGUGCUAAGAGAACUGACAAAAGAAUCAAACUUAUGAGUGAAAUUAUUAAUGGUAUUCAAGUAAUAAAAAUGUACGCCUGGGAGAAGCCGUUCCAGCUGGUGGUAAAUGCAGCUCGUGCGUUUGAGAUGGGCUCUUUAAGGAAGUCGAUGUUUGUUCGCAGCAUGUUUUUGGGAUUCAUGCUGUAUACAGAGAGGACCAUUCUCUUUGUUACUACCUUGACCAUGAUCCUGACGGGCACAAUGGUGACCGCAGCUACAAUUUAUCCAAUCCAACAGUACUUCAGUAUAAUACAGAUAAAUCUAACCAUGAUCUUGCCUUUGGCCAUCGCCAGUCUAUCCGAGAUGUUUGUCUCGCUGGAACGUAUUCAAGGUUUCUUGGAGUUAGAAGAAAGAGAAGACCUAAUGCUAUUACCGAAGGCCAAUGGUGUGGCUAGUCAUUUGACUUUUAAUUCAAAGAAGCAAGAGGAUCCUUCGCACAUAGUACCCAAAAAAUUUUCUCAAGAUGACGAUACGACCAAAGGUCUGGCCGCUGAAUUAAUAGCCAGCCCACGGAAGUCAAUCAACGAGUAUGCCAUAGAGAUAUCAAACCUGAGCGCCUCAUGGACCAAUUCAACGGAUCCUUCGGAAAUGACGCUUAAAGAUUUGAGUCUGCGUGUACGCAGGGGAAAGCUCUGUGCUAUCAUUGGCCCAGUUGGAUCUGGAAAGACGUCACUUCUGCAAGCGAUUCUGAAGGAGUUGCCGUUAGCUAAAGGGAGCUUCCAGGUCAAUGGGAUCAUGUCAUAUGCCUGCCAAGAAUCGUGGCUUUUCCCGGCCACUGUCAGAGAAAACAUCCUUUUCGGUUUACCAUACGAUGCACAAAAGUACAAGGAGGUCUGCAGAAUAUGUUGUCUACUCCCCGACUUUAAACAGUUUCCCUACGGAGAUUUGUCACUGGUGGGAGAACGGGGAGUAUCUCUAUCUGGUGGUCAGAAAGCGAGAAUCAAUUUGGCUAGAGCAGUCUAUCGUCCGGCAGACAUAUAUCUCCUAGAUGACCCGUUGUCAGCGGUGGACGCAAACGUGGGCAGGCAGCUAUUCGAAGGUUGCAUUAACGGUUACCUAAAAGGGCGCACCUGCAUCCUGGUUACGCAUCAGAUACACUUCCUCAAGGCUGCCGACUAUAUUGUUGUUCUUAAAGAGGGUGCCAUAGAAGAUAUUGGUACUUAUGACGAAUUGAUGAAAUCAGAAAAACAGUUUACAGCGCUUCUAUCUGACUCAAGUGCCACCGAAAAGCAGACUAAAGAUACAAUUGAACGAAGACCAUCACUGCAAAGAGGUGUUUCAGUGAAGAGCGAUGAAUUCUCCGAAGAUGAGAAAGAACAAAUACAGGAGGCGGAGGAAAGGGCUCAAGGGAGUUUGAAAUUCGAGGUGGUGGUGAAGUACCUUAGCUCUGUGCAGUCUUGGUGCAUGGUUUUCGGAGUGUUGCUAGCCUUGUUUGUAUCGCAGGGAGCAGCCACCGCUUCCGACUAUUGGCUGAGUUACUGGACCAAUCAAGUGAAUUCAUAUAUCAACGAUAAUCAAAGGGAGCCUGAAACCGAUUUGGACUAUGAAGUGGGUAAUUUAACUAUAGGGCAAUAUCUUUUAAUAUACGGCUGCCUGAUAGUAUCAAUUAUAAUAUUCCUGCAUGUGAGGAUUGGUAUCUUUGUCGCAACAACAAUGAGGGCAUCGCAGAAUAUGCACAACUAUGUAUUCAAGAAUUUGAUUGCUGCAUGCAUGAAAUUUUUCGACACGAAUCCUUCUGGUCGCGUAUUGAACAGAUUUUCAAAGGACUUGGGAGCGAUGGAUGAAUUACUUCCUAGAAGUUUACUUGAGUGCAUUCAAAUGUACCUGGGUAUGACAAGUAUAUUGAUCUUGAAUGCAAUUGCUCUCCCUUGGACGUUGAUACCCACAUUCGUGCUUAUUGUGAUAUUUAUUACUUUGUUGAAGUGGUAUUUAAAUGCCGCUCAGGCCGUGAAGAGAUUGGAAGGCACAACUAAGAGUCCCGUGUUUGGUAUGAUCAAUUCUACAAUUUCGGGACUGUCCACCAUAAGGAGUAGUAACUCCCAGGAUAGACUUCUUAAAACAUUUGACGAAGCUCAGAAUUUAAACACUAGUGCUUUUUACACAUUCAUUGGAGGAUCUUCUGCCUUUGGCAUGUACCUGGACGGCCUGUGUCUUAUUUAUCUUGCAGUUAUUUUAACUAUUUUUAUCUUGAUUGACUUUGGCGACCUUAUUCCAGUAGGCAGUAUAGGUCUUGCCGUGAGCCAGUCUAUGGUUCUCACCAUGUUGCUGCAGAUGGCUGCAAGAUUGACCGCCGACUUCCUUGCGCAGAUGACUUCUGUUGAGAGAGUUUUGGAGUAUACCAAUCUACCCUUUGAAAAUAAUAUGGAUCAUGGAGCAAUACAACCAUCGAAAGACUGGCCCACACAAGGAACAGUCAAAUUUGAAAAAGUGUUCAUGCAAUACGGUGUUAACGACCCUCCUGUGCUUAAGAAUCUUAACUUUGAGAUACAGAAUGGUUGGAAGGUGGGUGUAGUGGGCAGGACAGGAGCUGGUAAAUCUUCCCUAAUAUCAGCGUUGUUCCGAUUAUACGACCUUGAGGGCACCAUCCUAAUAGACGGGGUUGAUACGAAUGCAAUCGCCAAACAGGAGCUGCGAUCAAAGAUAUCAAUUAUUCCUCAAGAGCCGGUGUUGUUCUCUGCCAGUGUGCGAUAUAAUUUGGACCCGUUCAAUACGUACAGUGAUGACGAUCUUUGGAGGGCGUUAGAGCAGGUGGAGCUAAAAGAAGCAAUAUCAGCGUUAGACUUCCAAGUUUCCGAGGGUGGAACCAAUUUCUCCGUAGGACAACGGCAGCUGGUAUGCCUUGCGCGUGCGGUGCUGCGUUCGAACAAAAUACUUGUCAUGGACGAGGCCACAGCUAAUGUCGAUCCUCAGACUGAUGCUCUGAUUCAGAAAACGAUCCGUCGUGAAUUCACAGCGUGCACCGUGAUCACAAUUGCUCACAGAUUAAACACUAUCAUGGAUUCAGAUAGGGUACUAGUUAUGGACAAAGGGGAAGUCGUAGAGUUCGAUCAGCCACACAUUCUACUUUCCAAUCCUGACAGUAAAUUUAGCUCCAUGGUCAAAGAAACAGGAGAAAAGCUUAGCAAGGUUUUACAUGAAAUGGCUAAGACAAAGUAUGACAGCGAUAAUAAAAUAGCCUGAAACCUACAUCGAUUUUGAUUUUGAUUAACUUCCGGAAUAGCCAUUUUUCUUAUCGCGUGUCUUGUUGAUUAAUCGUCGCUGUUGUAGAAGUAAGUAGUAGUAAGAAAUUCAACAUUAUUAUCAUUUUACCUACAUAUUGAGAGGUCCCAGACACAACCCAAUAAGUAUGUUAAUUUUCGUAAUAUUAGAUUUCUGUACACUAGCCAAAUUCGAUAUAGAAUGUUUGAUAAUAAAACUUUGCCAGGCCAGCAAUGACGGCAGGUGUAAAGGAUAUUUUUGCGAAAUCUUGCUCGUUAACUAGCUCUGCCCGCGGCCUGCUCGUGUAAUUAGAAUAUAAAUAAGCAAGUAGGUAAUGUAGAAGUAAUACUUAUUUUUAUGAAUAAAAUAUUUAAGUUUUCUAUAACUACCUAUUAUUACUUCCUGCUAGAUAGGUGAUGGUAGAUGUGAAGACAAAAUUGUAAGAAUUUAUUUUGUACUAAUUUACUACGUAACUCAUGUAGUGAAUUUCCAAUUCUGAACUUAAAUUUCUAAUCGAACUAGAAAUGUUUGCAAUCACUCCCUUCAAAUAAUAAAAAUAAUUAGGGAUGACAAAAAUGUGAAAGUAGUUAUUAACUGGUAAUUAUUAUGUUGAUCUCAAAUCACUACCUAGCGAUUCGUUACUUCUAUUGCACAAAAUUCAUCACAGAUAUGUCUUCAGGUAUAUCAAUAACCUA